Molecule: messenger RNA, 1638 nt
Organism: Rhododendron vialii
Lineage: Eukaryota; Viridiplantae; Streptophyta; Magnoliopsida; Ericales; Ericaceae
Exons: 6
Coding region: 344-1411 (355 amino acids)
Biological process (GO): cytosolic ribosome assembly; ribosome biogenesis
Source: RefSeq, a predicted model, not a curated record
AUUAGGGUUUCCUUCCUCGUUCUUUUUAUUUUGGGGAUUUUUGCGUGUAAUUGAUUACCUUUCUUUAUAUGCAUGUAUUUGAUUUUAGUAGGGCUUGUUCUAUUUUUUCUUUUGCAAAGCGAUAGUCCACACGCUGUCCAUCGCCUGAACCUCAGACUCCCCUGACGGGGCUCGAACCCUGGCCUUCCAGGACUACAAGCCGUUUGGCGUAAGAGCUUAUUCUGAGUUUGAUGAAUGAAUACCCACAAGCUGUUUGAUAAAAGGAGGGAGAGUGCAGACAAGCUUAUAGAGAGUCAUACACCAUUUCUGAUUACGAGCAAAGCAAUAGAGUGAGGAGAGAGAGAUGUCGAAGACACUUGUGCAGCCGAUAGGACAGAAAAGAUUGACGAACGUGGCAGUUGUUCGGCUUAAGAAGCUUGGGAUUCGUUUCGAAAUUGCUUGCUAUAAGAACAAGGUCCUCUCUUGGCGUUCUGGCGUGGAAAAGGACUUGGAUGAAGUAUUGCAGUCGCAAACUGUUUAUUCAAAUGUUUCGAAGGGAGUUCUUGCAAAGUCAAAAGAUUUACUUGCAGCUUUCGGAACAGAUGAUCAUACUAAAAUAUGUUUGGAGAUUUUGGACAAGGGAGAGCUACAAGUUGCUGGGAAAGAAAGGGAAUCUCAGUUAUCAAGUCAGUUUCGAGAUAUUGCAACCAUAGUCAUGCAGAAGACUUUUAACCCUGAGACUCAACGUCCUUAUACUAUUAGCAUGAUUGAGCGUCUAAUGCAUGAAAUCCAUUUUGCUGUUGAUCCCCAUAGUAGCUCAAAAAAACAGGCGCUAGAAGUUAUUCACGAGCUUCAAAAACACUUCCCUAUAAAAAGAUCUCCAAUGAGACUCCGAUUAACCGUACCAGAACAAGAGUUUUCUUCUAUUUCAGAGAAGCUAAAUUCCUGGAAUGCUAGUAUUGUAUCGAAGGAUGAAUCUGGAAAUCACCUCUCUAUUAUGUGUGAAAUGGAUCCAUGUUUUUUCCGGGAGUGUGAUGCUCUGGUGAGGAAUGUGCAGGGCAGGUUGGAGAUUCUUGCAGCCUCUGUACAUGUUGAAGGAGAUACCCAAAUGGAUCAUUAUGAUGAUCAUGAACAAGACAUUGCACCGAGCGUACUACUACCCAAUGAAACUAGAGGUUCCAUGGCCCAAACAAGUGAGAAGCAGGCUACUAGGAGUGGAAAUGCCGAUGGGGUGAUAAAGCAAAACAAGUGUAGCACAUGCAAUGCCCUUGUUGGGGAGGCCAAGCAGUACAGAGAGCACUUCAAGAGCGAUUGGCACAAACAUAACCUACAGCGCAAGACUCACCAACUUCCUCCCCUCACUGCUGAAGAAUGCUUGGCUGACAUUGAUGUCGGUGACUCCAAGUUGGAUUUAAAAGAGUACUCUUUCUGAGUAUGUUCUUAAGCCUUUUCGCUUUUGGUUGGUUUUGCUGCAAAUGUACACCUACGGUUAUACUAGCUGGUAAAAUUUUCAACGUGGCUACUGAGAUUUCUUAGUGGGGAGAUUUCAGCUUCAGAAACUUUUCUGAAUGGAUAAUAUGGAGAUGGCUCCAACGAUCUCUACUGUUGAAAUAGGUUCCCAAAUUUUGCAAUCAAAGAGAAUCGUAGUUGAGGUUGAUA